Perca flavescens (yellow perch) is the source of this 624-nucleotide messenger RNA. Its product is annotated as diamine acetyltransferase 1. The record is from RefSeq and is a predicted model, not a curated record. Gene Ontology annotation, molecular function: spermidine binding; diamine N-acetyltransferase activity. The transcript is spliced from 6 exons. Bases 115 to 624 code for a protein of 169 amino acids. Lineage: Eukaryota; Metazoa; Chordata; Actinopteri; Perciformes; Percidae.
UUCUAAAUUCUUUGCCGGGGGAUGAACUCCUGAGGAGCGAAUGACGAAACAAAUUUUGCUUUUAUUCACAUUCAGAGGAUUAGUAAGGAAAGGGAAAAAGGGGAAAAAGAGAAAAUGGCCAGUUUUAUAUUACGGAAAGCUGAACCCAAUGAUGUGUCCGAUAUCCUGCGACUCAUAAAGGAACUUGCUAAAUUUGAGGAGAUGGAAGAGAAGGUCAUGCUGACCGAGAAAGAUCUACUUAAUGACGGCUUUGGAGAUCAUCCAUUCUACCACUGUUUAGUUGCUGAAGUCCCAAAAGAGCAGAGUUCAGAAGGGUACACUGUGAUUGGCUUUGCCAUGUACUACUUCACAUAUGACCCUUGGAUUGGGAAGUUGCUCUACUUGGAAGACUUCUAUGUCAUGCAGGGGUUUCGUGGUUUGGGCAUCGGUUCACAAAUUCUGAAGGUUCUGAGUGAGACGGCAGUAAAGACUCGCUGUAGCAGCAUGCACUUCAUCGUAGCAGAAAACAACACAAAGUCUAUUGAGUUCUACAAGCGAAGAGGAGCAUCUGAUCUGUCAUCUGAAGAGGGCUGGCGUCUUUUUGAGAUUGAAAAGGAGGAUCUGCUGAAAAUGACUGCCAAAUAG